UGACGCUUCAGUAUCCGAACAGACAUAAUGUUUGAUGGACAAAUAUCAAAUUAGAUAAUCAUUGCUCUCGAAGUGAAUAAACCAGUGUUAUUGUUGAUUUUCGCGUCUUCUUCGGCGGAUCUUUCUUCUCGUUUUCUCAAAAAAAAAAAAAAAGCUAACAGCAUACAAACAAAUAAUUGUUAGUUGUCGUUGUCGUAACGUGAUUGCCGCCGCGUUAAGUCAAUAUCGUUAUUCGAUCGAAGAGCUAAAUAUGCUUGGAGUCCUUUGACGUUUACCCACUACAACUUGAGUCGACGGAAUUUCCAAUUGUGCUGUUCUUCCUUUGUGGCCAUACGACGUUUUCAGUUUCAGAUUAUGCGAAGACGAAGAAGAUAAUUUGAGAGACAAUUAAUGUACAAGGAUUUUGAUGAAUACCGUAACUACAGGAUAUUUUUCUGAAUGACGCUCUGCAAGGACCAGGUUCAUCUCUGGAUAGAGGUAUGGUCGCAGGACAUGUGGCUUUGUGCGUGACGACGCUGGUGACGUUGGCGAGGUCCGGCGCCGCGGGCAUUCUCGAAUGGGGACGAUCCAACCACAUAGAGGUCAACAUACCCUGGCUACCAUUCGAAAACGAGACAAGGUGUUAUGACGAACUAGGAUGUCUGAACAUCACUCGAGAUUGGUAUCAUUUGAUUUACCGACCUUUCAAUGUAUUUCCAUUGGCCAGACAAGUCAUCGACACUCGGUUCAUCCUUUAUACCAGGAAAAACCCAAUACAGGGUCAGAUGCUGAAAGUUCAGGCGGAGAAAACGAUACAAAAGUCAAAUUUAGACCCGAAAAAACCUACCAAGUUUAUCAUUCACGGUUUUAUUGACACGCCGCUGAGCAAUUGGGUCAAGGAGAUGAGAAGAGAACUGCUAAAACAUUCCGACUGGAACGUCAUAGUGGUAGACUGGGCCGGUGGUUCGCUGCCCCUGUACACUCAAGCGACGGCCAACACCAGGCUGGUGGGACUGGAGAUUGCCUAUUUCAUCAACUAUUUAAAAGACAACGUGGGCCUAAAUCCGAAACAUGUUCAUCUGAUAGGACACAGUCUGGGAGCGCACACAGCCGGUUAUGCUGGUGAACGCGUGGAAGGGCUCGGCCGGAUCACAGGGCUCGACCCGGCCGAGCCGUACUUCCAAGGAAUGCCCCCUCACGCUAGACUGGACCCUACGGAUGCACAAUUGGUGGACGUUAUCCACACCGAUGGAUCAUCUAUAUUUCUAUUGGGAUACGGUAUGAGCGAACCGUGUGGCCACAUCGACUUUUAUCCGAACAACGGCAAAGAACAACCGGGCUGUGACUUGACUGAAACGCCGUUACCUCUGACUCUGAUCAAAGAGGGAAUCGAAGAAGCCAGCCGUGUGUUGGUAGCGUGUAACCACGUGAGAGCCAUCAAGCUAUUUACUGAAUCCAUCAACUCGAAUUGCCCGUACAUUGCACAUAGAUGCAAUUCAUAUCAGAACUUCAUUCAAGGUAAAUGUUUUUCAUGUAAAGAAAACGAAACGGGAUGUGCCAUAAUGGGGUUGAGCACGGUAAGACCUAAUCAUACGCCCGGUUCAAAAUACUACAUAUCCACGGGAAAAGACACGCCGUAUUGCAGACGGCAGUAUAAAGUCACUUUGGACUUGGCCAAACCCCCAAGAGCCGAAUCUUGGGUUCAAGGGUUUAUGAAAGUAUCGUUACACAGCGACAACGGUGUAAUCAGAAAUCUAGACUUGACGCCAAAUGGUUACGAGAGAAUGGAACACGGGACCAGUAGAAGUUUUGUGGUCACCCAUCCGGACGAUAUAGGUCAAGUAAAGAGGGUGGAGUUCUACUGGGAGUACGACAUGGACGUUUUGCAGCCCAGAUCUAUAUGUUUCUUCUGGUGCAACGACCAUCUCUAUGUGUCCAGCAUUGGGGUAACUGAAGCAGAAGGAGACGGCAGCAGAGGUAAACGAGGCAUUGAGGAGAACAGCAAACUGUGCAGCUUGGGUCUCAGGGAAUAUGCGGAUAUCGCUUCCAGGACCUCGGCAGUGUUCAUCGACGAAUGCGACGACGAUGGUCUAUUAAGCUAAGCUAAACAUUAUAUUAAUGAGCCAUUCGAAGGGUGUCCUCUGGGAAUGUGUAACAAUAAUAAUUAUUGUCUGGCAAAAUAUGUGUCAAGUCAAAUGUGGUACCAGACUAUUUAUAUUGUAUCCCCUGGUAUCCGACUAGUAGCUAACAAGAAAGUUUAAUAUCAAAACAUAAUAUAAACAAUAUUGUUUUCUUAAAGACCGGAUUAAUAUUAUUAUACAUUAUUAUGUAACAUUAUGUUGCAUUGUAAUAUUAUGUAAAUGCUAUUGUAUAUAUUUUUAUUAUAAAUUUCGCAUUGUUUUAAUAUAAUUUGUUAUUAUGAUAAAA
This is a messenger RNA of Adelges cooleyi (spruce gall adelgid), 2406 nucleotides long. RefSeq names its product pancreatic triacylglycerol lipase-like. Lineage: Eukaryota; Metazoa; Arthropoda; Insecta; Hemiptera; Adelgidae. Bases 480 to 2081 code for a protein of 533 amino acids. The transcript has 13 exons. The record is from RefSeq and is a predicted model, not a curated record. Gene Ontology annotation, biological process: lipid metabolic process. Gene Ontology annotation, molecular function: protein binding; triacylglycerol lipase activity.